GCAGCAAGAGCUGCAAACACACGGAGCUGCUGGCUGGGGUCUGAUCAUCAUCAUCAUCAUCAUCACCACCGCCGCCGCAACGACGGUCUCGAGGCGUACCGACCGAGUCACGCGGGGUCUUCGCGGUUCUUCCACGGGUGCUGAGCUACGCGGGGCCAUGGCGGGCCGCCGUUGAACCGGAGAUACCGAUUUAUUUUCUCUUUGUUCGCCUCGUUCGCCUCGCACGCGCCUCGGCCGAGGAGGGGCCGCCGGAAAAGCUCUCCCUGUCGCGCGGAGGAGGAGCGGCGUAGCGGUGGUAGCGGCAGCAGCACGAUAAACCGGGAGGUGUUUUCUUCCACGGGAGGACCGAAUGGCGGAUCGCGAGGCGUCGCCGGUGCCGCUGGAGGUGCGAGCCCGGCUGGCGGAGCUCGAGCUCGAGCUGUCAGAGGGGGACAUCACUCAGAAGGGUUAUGAGAAGAAGAGGUCCAAACUGAUCAGGGCGUUUGUUCCGCAUGCUGGAGGGAUGGAGGGCCCCAUGUCCCACCGGACCCCCCUCGGGCCCCCCUCCGCUGCCCGUUUCCAUCGGCGACGGACGUCGGGGGCCAGAGAUGAGCGUUACCGAUCAGACGUCCACACAGAGGCGGUCCAGGCCGUUUUGGCACGCCACGUAGAGAGGAAAGUUGCCGUGCCGAUGCCAUCCAAACGCCGCUCGCUAGUAGUUCAGACGUCUAUGGAUGCCUACACACCCCCAGGACUGUCCCCCCUGUGCUCAGACUCCUCGUCGGGCUCCGAGGGGGAGGAGGAGGAGGAGGAGGAGGAGGGGGGACCCGGGGACGACAUGCACGGGAUGGAGCACUGGCUGACGCGCCCCGCCCAGCUAGGCCCCGCCCACCUGGGCUCCACCUCCUCCUCCUCCUCGUCCACGCAGAGCGGGGGCAGCGGCAACGCCGGGCGGCUGGCCGACUCGCUGGCGCACGCCCACAUCUCCCACCCGCACCUGUCGCACACGCACCUGUCGCACCCCCACCUGUCGCACCCCCACCUCUCCCACGCCCACCUGAGCCAGUCCCUGCACCAGCAGAGCCACCUGUCCCAGUCCCACCACGGUAUCGGCCACCUCUCUCUGAAGAGGAAGGGGGCUCUGAGCGUCGCGGAGAACGGGGGCUCUCUGAGACGCUCCUGUGAGUUCGGCUCCGACAUGCUGUGGCCCCCCCCUCUGGAGUCAGACGAGCGCCACCACAUGGCCAACAUGGGAACCAUCGCCCGCAACACUCAGAAGUACGGCAACGCUGAGCGCAUGGAGACCGGCGACGGUGUGCCGGUCAGCAGCCGUGUGUCGGCUAAGAUCCAGCAGCUGGUGAACACCCUGAAGCAGCCGCGCAGACCCCCGCUAAGGGAGUUCUUUGUGGACGACUUCGAUGAACUCCUAGAAGUCCAGCAGCCCGACCCUAAGAUGCCCCGCCCCGAGGGGGCGGAGAUGAUGCCGGUGCGGGGCGAGGCGCUGGGCGUGGUCACCAACUGGCCCCCCUCCCUGGAGGCGGCCCUCCAGCGCUGGGGGACCAUCUCCCCCAAGGCCCCCUGCCUCACCAGCCUGGACACGGCCGGGAAGCCCCUCUACGUGCUCACCUACGGGAAGCUGUGGUCCCGCAGCAUUAAGCUGGCUUACAACAUCCUGCACAAACUGGGCAGCAAGCAGGAGCCGAUGGUCCGGCCCGGCGACAGAGUGGCGCUGGUGUUCCCCAACAACGACCCGGUGGCCUUCAUGGUGGCCUUCUACGGGUGUCUCCUGGCCGAGGUGGUCCCUGUGCCCAUCGAGGUACCCCUCACCCGCAAGGAUGCGGGCAGCCAGCAGAUCGGCUUCCUAUUGGGCAGCUGUGGCGUUACCGUGGCGCUGACCAGCGAUGCGUGUCACAAGGGGCUGCCUAAGAGUGCCACGGGGGAGAUCCCGCAGUUCAAAGGUUGGCCCAAGUUGCUGUGGUUCGUCACAGAGUCCAAGCACCUGUCCCGACCCCCCAGGGACUGGUUCCCCCACAUCAAGGACGCCAACAACGACACGGCGUACAUAGAGUAUAAGACGUGUAAGGACGGCAGUGUGUUAGGGGUCACCGUGAUGAGGAUCGCUCUGUUGACUCACUGCCAGUCCCUGACCCAGUCCUGCAGCUACACAGAAGCGGAAACCAUUGUGAACGUUCUGGACUUCAAGAAGGACGUUGGGCUGUGGCACGGCAUUCUCACGAGUGUGAUGAACAUGAUGCACGUGAUCAGCGUGCCCUACUCUCUGAUGAAGGUCAACCCCCUGUCCUGGAUCCAGAAGGUCUGCCAGUUCAAAGCUAAGGUGGCCUGUGUGAAGUCCAGGGACAUGCACUGGGCGCUGGUGGCUCAUAAGGACCAGAAGGACAUCAACCUGAGCUCUCUGCGCAUGCUGCUGGUGGCCGACGGCUCCAACCCCUGGUCUAUCUCGUCCUGCGACGCCUUCCUCAACGUGUUCCAGAGUAAAGGUCUGAGGGCGGAGGUCAUCUGUCCCUGUGCCAGCUCCCCCGAGGCCCUCACCGUGGCCAUUAGGAGGCCGGGGGAGGACCCCAGCCUGCCCCCGGGCCGGGGGGUGCUGUCCAUGCAGGGCCUGAGCCACGGGGUGGUCCGCGUGGACACUGAGGAGCGUCUCUCCGUCCUCACCGUGCAGGACGUGGGCACCGUCACCCCCGGAGGUGUUGGCACCGGCAAACCUUAA
Messenger RNA from Gadus chalcogrammus (walleye pollock), 2707 nucleotides. RefSeq names its product disco-interacting protein 2 homolog C-like. The record is from RefSeq and is a predicted model, not a curated record. The transcript has 20 exons. NCBI's taxonomy places the organism in Eukaryota, Metazoa, Chordata, Actinopteri, Gadiformes, Gadidae. Bases 350 to 2707 code for a protein of 785 amino acids.